Molecule: messenger RNA, 1489 nt
Organism: Rotaria sordida
Lineage: Eukaryota; Metazoa; Rotifera; Eurotatoria; Philodinida; Philodinidae
Source: the annotation of a GenBank genome assembly
UAAUAAUAAUAAUAAUAAUAAUAAUAAUUUAACUGAUGAUUUACAAAGAGGAUCAAUAAAUGGAAUUUCAACAAAAGGUGAUGAUACACAAAGUGAAAAUACAAUAAAAAGUAAUGAAGAAGGUUUAUUUGUUAAACGUCUUCGAAAUCUUUUUCCAGCAAUUGAAAUUAAAGUUGAACAUGGUCGAAUAUCAGCUGGACAUGAUACAUUACCUUAUGGUUUAUUAAUUCGUUUUAGUACAAUGACAAGUACAUUUACAAGUAUAUCACCAUCAAGAAAUCUUUCACAAAUUGAUUUAAUGACACUUAUUUAUAAUUUAAAAUAUCGAAAUCUUCGUAUUCAAUUAUAUCCAAUUCGAGUUUAUAAUGGUGAAACGCGAGAAAUACCACCACCUAUCCCAACAUCAAAGCCAGCUGAUAGUGGUAUAUUUCAAGUAUUUGAAUGUCUUGAUGGUGAAAUUGAAUAUGAACAAGAUGUACCAGGUAAAAUGAUUGAACAAUUAGAUAAUAGUGAACCAUUACCUGAUUUAACAUGGGAAUUUCGUGUUAAAUGUCAUAAAGAUGCUAAAAUAGCAUAUGGACCAUGGGCUGAUAGACAAAGAGAAGCAUUAUGGCAAUAUUUUUUUCCAACAUUAUUUGAAGAUUGUCCUGUAACACCUGAACCAUCCGUAGGACAAACACGAAUAUUUAAAAAUGUACGUUUUAAAUUAUGGCUUUAUUGUCCAACUAUAAUAGAUAUUUAUUUUAUGUCUAAAAUGAAACUUCAUCAAAUACAUGCUGAAUUACCAAAUCAAGGUUCAUAUUUUGAUGCAACAUUUCCAUUUUCAACAAAUCCAGAUGGUUUUGAUACAAAUAUAUCUAUAAAUAUUAAACAACCAAUUAUUCGUACUAAUCUUCAAUUUACACAAUUAUUUAAAGCUGAUGAAAUCGAUAUCAAUCUUCAUAUACAUUAUCCUCGUUUAUGGAAUUCUAUUCAAAUAUGGACUCUUGGUAUUAUCACAAAAAAACCUCAAGUUUAUUUUGUAUUUGAACAUAAAUGUUUUUUUCAAUCUUUAAUCAAUGAUUGGUCUUCACCUGUACCACCUGAUAUUUAUUCAUUUGCACCAUUUAUUUAUGAUAUAAGUUUACAAGGUAAUCAUGUAGAAUUUUUAAUACCAUGCAAUCAAGGAAAUUGGAUUGAUUGUCCAAAUGAAAAUAAUCGACAAAAACAACAACAACAACAACAGCAACAACCAGCGGAAAAUAAUUUUAUCUCAAUUUGUGCGAAAUCAGUUUCAUUGACAUAUCCAUUACCAUUUUUGGAAUUUUGUCCAAAAGUUACACCAAUGGAUAUAACAAUUGAUGUUCAAGAUCUUCUUGCUCGUCUUGUUAUACCAGAAAAUAAUCGAAUGUUUUAUAUUUUAGAAGGAGUUGAUUCUCAUAAACGUUUUUAUACACCAAAUGGAAUUAAAUCUCAAUUGACUUUGUCAGAUGAAUUUGAGAAACGGUAA